Molecule: messenger RNA, 2776 nt
Organism: Coregonus clupeaformis (lake whitefish)
Lineage: Eukaryota; Metazoa; Chordata; Actinopteri; Salmoniformes; Salmonidae
Product: guanine nucleotide-binding protein subunit alpha-13
Exons: 5
Coding region: 154-1287 (377 amino acids)
Biological process (GO): Rho protein signal transduction; adenylate cyclase-activating G protein-coupled receptor signaling pathway
Cellular component (GO): brush border membrane; heterotrimeric G-protein complex
Molecular function (GO): GTPase activity; guanyl nucleotide binding; D5 dopamine receptor binding
Source: RefSeq, a predicted model, not a curated record
UAACCCGGCCGGAUAAACGAACCCCCUCAUUGUGCUAGCCCUGUGCGCGCUCACACACACGUUAUCCGUAAUCGCGCCCCACCCGAGAGUAGACUCUCUAAUCGCUAGCCUCAAACCAACUCUCUCUACUGUAUCGAUGAAGUUGUUUCAAAGAUGGCGGAUUUCCUGCCGUCCCGGUCCGUUUUAUCUGUAUGUUUUCCAAACUGUCUCCUCACGAGUAACGAGGCAGAACAAUUAAGGAAAUCUAAAGAAAUAGACAAAAGUAUUUCGCGGGAUAAGACGUACGUGAAGCGGCUAGUGAAGAUUCUGCUACUCGGAGCGGGAGAAAGCGGCAAGUCCACUUUCCUGAAGCAGAUGCGCAUCAUCCAUGGGCAGGACUUCGAUCAAAGGGCCAAAGAAGAGUUCAGGGCCACGAUUUUUAGUAAUGUAAUUAAAGGGGUGCGUGUGUUGGUGGAUGCCAGAGAGAAGCUCCACAUCCCGUGGGGAGAGGCGUCCAACCAGGGGCACGGAGAGACCAUGAUGGCGUUUGACACGCGGUCGGCCAGGAUGGCCCACGGCAUGGUGGAGACCAGGGUCUUCUUGCAGUACCUGCCCUCCAUCCGGGCUCUGUGGGCCGACACGGGCAUCCAGGACGCCUACGACAGGCGCAGGGAGUUCCAGCUGGGGGAGUCUGUGAAGUAUUUCCUGGAUAAUUUGGAAAAGCUGGGACAGCCGGACUACCUGCCGACUCAGCAGGAUAUUCUCCUAGCCCGUAAGCCUACUAAGGGCAUCCAUGAGUACGACUUUGAGAUCAAGAACGUUCCAUUUAAGAUGGUGGACGUGGGGGGUCAAAGGUCGGAAAGAAAGAGAUGGUUUGAGUGUUUUGACUCUGUCACCUCCAUCCUCUUCCUUGUGUCCUCUUCAGAGUAUGACCAGGUGUUGAUGGAGGACCGUCAGACCAACCGUCUCAGCGAGUCUCUCAACAUCUUCGAGACGAUCGUCAACAAUCGGGUCUUCUCCAACGUCUCCAUCAUCCUGUUCCUCAACAAGACAGACCUUCUGGAGGACAAGGUGCGCUCCGUCCCCAUCAAGGACUAUUUCCCAGAGUACCCCGGGGAGCCACACAGCCUGGCCGACGUACAGAGGUUCCUAGUGGACUGUUUCCGGGUGAGGAGGAGGGACGUGACACAGAAGCCCCUGUACCACCACUUCACAACAGCCAUCAACACGGAGAACAUUCGCCUGGUAUUCCGAGACGUCAAGGACACCAUCCUCCACGACAACCUAAAGCAGCUCAUGCUGCAGUGAUCGCAGGGGGGUUAUGACCUUUUGAAGUCACCUUUUGGCCUGUGACUCCUCACCGUGACCCCCUGACUUGCAGUGAUUGCAGGGCGAUGAACAGAGAGCAACAGAGUUGUAUUGUGCUACACUGUGACACGUGUCGUGACCUUUUAAGUCACCUUUUGACCCUUGACCUUUAACCCCACAUCUGUCUGUGAGCCCUCACCUUGACCCCCUGACCUCCAGUCACCCCUGGUGCAGGCUGUCACCUAUGACCCUUGACCACUGAACCCUACCACUUCUAAUGGCCUUGUACCUGGCUGUUCUAUCCCGAUUCCCCCCCUCUAAAAACACUGUAAAUGAGCUCUCCCAGUCCCUCCUAUCCUCACACACAAACACACACACCCCUCUCCUCUCUGUAAUGUACUAUUCCAGAGCCGCCUCCUCACACACACCCCUCUCCUCUCUGUAAUGGACUAUUCCAGAGUCUGUAGAUAUGUUGAUGUGUUCUGUUCACUCUUAACUCCUGGGUGUAGGAUGAAAUUGCCCUUAGACGCUGAUCUUGGGUCAGUUUUUCAUUUCCCCCACUAAUAGGUAAGGUCAGGUUAUGGGGAGGGGAAGCUGAUCCUAGAUCUGUUGUGUUCUAUAUUAGUAUAUUCACUCUGUGGUUCACUCUUAACUGUCACACUGUAACCUGUCUGAGCAGCCCAGACCACUGCUGGAGGUUAGCGGUCAAGGGUGAGGGGUCAACUGGCCUUUCUGUGUUGGGGGGGGUCAAAGGUUGUCUCCCACGGCAACUAGGGAAGAGUGGUGGUAACGCUGUAAAACAAAUUGCAAGAUUGAGGAAGAGUAGGAGGAAGAUGAUGAUGACUCUGUUUUACUGGCGUCAGCCUGUCACUGCACCUCCACUCCACUCCCACCACCCACCUGCCUUGAACUGGCUUGAUACUACGCUUCCUUUUCCCUCGGAGCUUGAUUAUGACAUCACUGUGGACUCCGACCAUUCUGAGAGCAAAUCAUUCCACGGUGUCACUCUAUCUGGAUGUGGAACUGAAAAACAAACCACCAGCGGAGAGCUUGUUUGUUGUUGUUGUUGUUGUUGCAGGGGGGACGUUAAAGAGUGGGGGACUUUACAGCACUGUACUAAAACUAAUCCUUAAUGAUUCCACAGCCUGAUGAUUACCUACCAAACAGAGCUAUACACACAUACACCGUCCUUAGAGACUCUGUUCUGACCUGAUCCCUGUCUUAGUCCUGGCCUUACUGUUUGGAACUUUAGUUUUUUGAUCAGUUUAAUUUCUUUGGAUUUUCCGCCUAUUUUUUUUUUACAUAAAUAGAUUUAUUAUGAAUAUAUGUACCUAAACAUUCUCUUAAGUUAUAUUUUAAAGGUUUUACACAAGUUUGAUUUGCAACUGCUGAUGGACAGUGUUAAAGGCUAUGGAAGAGGGUAUGUCUGAGCACAGACACAGACACACCGCUCAGACCAGUCGAUAAACUACUGAGCUGAUUCUCAGGA